AAACGACCUUAUUGCCAAAUGAAGAACGACGCUGAUUGAAAUGGCGUCAGUCACGGCUCGCGGCUCGGCGCUGUGCGCGGUGUCCCUGUUAAACUUUGCGUUUGUUUUCGUUUCCGGUGUGGACUUCAUGCGGUUUGUAUCAUUUCGAGCCAUUUACCACAAUAUCACCGGGGAGACGACUCUGUGUCAAGACUCCAUUCCGUGGUCCGUGGCCCUGCGCGACAGCUCGGUGCUCCAGUGUCUCCUCGUGGAUGUGGGACUCCUGGCUCUGUUCGUCGUACAGCACAGUUUUCUGGCCUGGUCGCCCAUCAAACAGGCUCUGCAGGCAGCGCUGGGAGCCUUGAACAGAACGGCCUACUGCUUCACUACGGCGCUGGCCCUGCAGAUCCUGAUGCGUUACUGGCAGCCUGUGACUGGCGCCCCCUGCCUGUGGUCAGUGCGUCACGCACCCUGGAGCGUGUGGUUCCCCGUCCUGUGCUUCUCGCUGCACUUCCUGUGCUGGGCGGUCAUCUGCAGCAUCCUGCUGAUCUUUGACUACCCAGAGCUGAUGGGCAUCAAGCAGGUCUACUACCAGUGUCUGGGGCUGGGCGACCCCCUGACUCACAAGUCCCCCGGAGCCCAGCGGCUCCUGGCUCACCUGCGCCACCCGGUGUGCCUGGAGCUGGGCGUCGUGCUGUGGCUGCUGCCGACCUUGUCCCUGGACCGGCUGCUGCUGGCGGGGACUCUGUCCGCGUACCUGGCGCUGGCACACUCUCUGGACAAACAGGAUUUGGCCUAUCUCUGCGUCCGGCUGAACAGCAGGAUGCAGCUCCUCUCUGAGCCACACGGGGGCAGCAUCGACGUCGCAGACGACGGCAGCGCAAAGGACAAGUAGAGUGAAAGGGCUGUGACCGGAAUCAGUGCAGUGUAUUACCACUAAAACUAACAUAGAGUCGCUGUGAUCCACUAUUAGUCUCUGUGCCAAAAAUAAAUAAAGUGAGCUGUUCACUUUUACCAACACUUCCCUCUCCCACUACACUACAAAGGUGGAGGAUGGUGUUGUGUGAACUGACUUUUGCAUAAAGUGUAGCUUCCUCAUAUGAAGAUUUGUCUGAAAUGGUCUAUUUAGUGUAACCUUUAUUAAUAGAACAAGUACAAUGCACGUCCUAGAUCUAUAAUAGUUUUAUCAGUAAUUAUUCAGUAGUGACAGUAACCGUGUUUGUUAUUAUUUACUAACUUGUCUCUGGAGGAGAAUUAAUUUCCAGGACUUUACACUGGACAGAAACUCGUGUGCACUUUGUGUGUUUUUAAGCGUCUUCUUGUUUAUUAUAAGUCAUAAUACAGAUGACCAGUUCAGAUUCACUGUAAAAUAAUAAAGCUUUGUUGUUUUUUCUGUG
Molecule: messenger RNA, 1376 nt
Organism: Betta splendens (Siamese fighting fish)
Lineage: Eukaryota; Metazoa; Chordata; Actinopteri; Anabantiformes; Osphronemidae
Gene: nrm
Product: nurim
Exons: 4
Coding region: 41-874 (277 amino acids)
Cellular component (GO): nuclear membrane
Source: RefSeq, a predicted model, not a curated record